Messenger RNA from Volvox carteri f. nagariensis, 411 nucleotides. RefSeq lists its product as uncharacterized. Gene Ontology annotation, biological process: protein ubiquitination. The record is from RefSeq and is a predicted model, not a curated record. Gene Ontology annotation, cellular component: Cul4A-RING E3 ubiquitin ligase complex. The transcript is spliced from 3 exons. NCBI's taxonomy places the organism in Eukaryota, Viridiplantae, Chlorophyta, Chlorophyceae, Chlamydomonadales, Volvocaceae. Bases 1 to 411 code for a protein of 136 amino acids.
AUGCGCAAUGAACCACCAUCGUCCUCCCUCGACCGCUUCAGCACGCAGCGCCUUAGAGCAACGUGCCGGGUCUCCCAGACUUCCCCGCAAAGCCUGCAGGUUACCGCCGCAUCGAGCAGUACCAUGGUGCUCUUCUCCUCCUCGGCCGCCCUCAUCCAGUUCAUCCUGCUGCACCGCCUCAACACCGACUACGCGAUCGUGUUCGGAGCCGCAAGCCUGGUGGCGGGGCUGCUCGGUACACAGGCAGUGUCGCGGGCAAUAAAGCGCAGCGGCAGGCCCAGUGUCGUAGUUCUAGCGCUGGCAGGCGUCAUUGGCAUCGCUACGUUGUGUGUCGCGAUCUUUGGGUUGCGUAAUGCAGCUGUGCAGCUGCGGGCGGGGGAGCUGGGAUUCCUGGGGAUAUGCAAGAGGUAG